AUGAUACAAAGUGCGUUUAAAAGCCUUGAAAGUUUUUGCUCAUUGAGUGUGGAUUAUGAUUCCAUUAUGAAAACUUUGGAUAUCCAAAUGGACAAGACUUUAACUGUUUUACAAAGAUGUGAAUAUAUAGAAACGCAAUUCAUUCGACUUGCUUCGAAAACCCUUCCACGGCUCAACACCAUUGAAAACAUUAAAUAUAACUGGUUCCUUUCAACAGGAUCCUACGUUACAUAUGUUCAUAUUUCGGACAUGGAGCUAAUAAUUAUCUAA
Molecule: messenger RNA, 270 nt
Organism: Funneliformis mosseae
Lineage: Eukaryota; Fungi; Glomeromycota; Glomeromycetes; Glomerales; Glomeraceae
Source: the annotation of a GenBank genome assembly